UUGCCGGCCUUCACCACCGCCGGUUACCGCUGCGUCACCUAUGACCGCCGCACCUGGGGGCGUUCCCGCAACACUGAUGAAACUCAGCAGCCGGGCUAUCAGGGCGAUGACCUCCACGGCCUCAUUGAGCAUCUGGGCCUGGAGCGUUGCCACCUGGUGGCCACCGCCGCCGGCGGCAUCACCGGCAUCGACUACGCCCUGUCUCACCCGGAGCGGGUCCGCAGCCUGGUGGCGGCCAACACCAUCGGCGGCGUGCAGGAUGCCGAGUACCUGGAAGUGCAGCAUCGCCUGCGGCCCGAGGAGAUCCAGGACCUGCCCGUGGAACUGCGCGAACUGGGUCCAUCCUACCGAGGCACGGACCCGGAGGGUGCGCAACGCUGGCUGGAUAUAGAGCUGGCCAGCCGUCCCUACGGACGACUGCCGACCCAACCCCUGCGCGAACCCAUCACCUACGCCCGCCUCGCCACCAUGCGCGUCCCAACGCUGGUAUUUUCCGGCAAUGCCGAUAUCCUCUCGCCGCCGGCACUGAUGCGUAUGCUGGACGAACACAUUCCCACCAGCAGGUUCGUCUCCCUACUUGACGCCGGCCACGCCGGCCACUGGGAACGCCCGCAGGUGUGGAACGGCUUGGCGCUGGAGUUCAUCGGGCAGCACUAG
Molecule: messenger RNA, 657 nt
Organism: Geodia barretti
Lineage: Eukaryota; Metazoa; Porifera; Demospongiae; Tetractinellida; Geodiidae
Source: the annotation of a GenBank genome assembly